AGCACUCAGAGCUCAAAGCGAGCAUAUUAAGCAGACAGAUAGAGUAUAAGCUGGCAGCCUUAAAGGCCAAGCAGAGCGGAAACACUGAACAAGCCAAACAACUCUACCAAAUGUUCAAGAGAUUAGACUCAGUGGUGGAGAGUGUUGACAGAGGCGAGUUUGUGGACAUCAGCUCACUGCCGCCCCCUCCUGGAGAGGUUGAAGUGCCACGCUCUAACCCUCCCCAGCUGUCCUCUAAAGCAGCCGCCCCUCCUGCUGCCUCCACUGCUGCCCCAGACACAGCUCUCUCUGCUCCCCGGAGCGUCGCCGAGGCCUUACAGCAACGCAUGGACAAAUACAGAGAAGCCGCAGAGAGCGCCAAGAGCAAAGGAGACGACCGCAAAGCACGCAUGCACCAGCGCAUAGUCAAGCAAUAUCAAGACACCAUUAAAGCUCAUAAAGCAGGACGGCCUGUGAAUUUGGCAGAACUUCCUGUUCCACCGGGUUGUCCUCCGCUGCAGGGCACUGAGGGCGGCGAGCAGAAUUUUAUGGGCGUCCUGGAGACAGCCAUGAAGCUGGCCAAUCAGGACGCAGAUGCCGAUGCAGACGAAGAACCACAGAAGCCAUCAGCUCAGCCUGCCGUUCAGAAAUCCAGAGCUCCCGCUCCUCCGAAAGCCUCGUCCGCCGGCUCCACUAACACCCCCAAACUAGGAGGGAAAGCCCAGCAGCAGCUGGAUUUCCUGACCAUGCGCAGGCAGCAGUUUGUGAAGGCGGCGCUGCGCUCUAAAGAGAUGAAGGACAUGCAGGGAGCCGCUCAGCACCUGAGAAACGCUAAAGGCCUCGAUGCCAUGAUUACUGCCGCCAAGGCCGGACUUCCUGUGGACAUCACCAAGGUGCCGGCCGCUCCGGUCAGUGAGGACAACUACAGACUGUCUCAUUCACGCUCGUCAGCUCUCUCUCCGCGCUCAUCUGAGCAGUACACUCAACUGAUGGCACAGCUCAAACAGCAGCACGAGAAAUGCCAGGCGUACUCGCAGCAGUUCACUCAUAUGGGGAAUGUAGCAGAAACUGCCAGGUUUGAGAAGCUGGCUGAGGAAUGCAUGAGUAAUAUCGAAUUGCUGAAGAAAGCUCACGCUAAAGGAAGAUCGGUUCCCAAAUUCCACACAGAGGAGCGCACCUUCAACACCGUCAAGAUCUUUCCUACCCUGAUGUCCAAUGACAUGGUGCUGACCGUCGUGAAAGGAAUCAACCUGCCCGCUCCUCCAGGAGUUUCAGCCAACGAUCUGGAUGCGAGUGUGCGCUUUGAGUUCCCGUUCCCCAGCGCGGAAGAAGCUCAGAGAGACAAAACCAGCACUGUGAGAAACACCAACUGUCCAGAGUUUAAGGAGCAGUUCAAGCUGAACAUCAAGCGAGAUCACAGAGGCUUUAAGAGAGUGGUACAGGCCAAAGGCAUCAAGUUUGAGGUCGUACACAAAGGUGGUCUCUUCAAGACAGAUAAAGUGGUGGGAAGUGCUCAGCUGAAGCUGGAAGCUCUUGAGAACCAGUGUGAGAUCAGAGAGAUCAUUGAUGUGUUGGAUGGACGCAAGGCAACGGGAGGGAAGCUGGAGGUGCGAGUGAAGAUCCGCGAGCCGCUGUCUGGAGUUCAGCUGCAGCCGGUGACGGAGAAGUGGCUCGUCAUCGACCCGCUCACACCUUCACCGGAGAAGGACCGAGAGCGGGAGAGAGACAGAGACCGGGAGAAAAGCAGGGAAAAGGAACGGGCUCCUCCUCCAAGAUCCAAACCUGGGAACGAUCACGACAGGAACUCUAAACCAAGCUCGUCUCCUCCGCAGUAUAAGCUGCACAGCUUCAGUCUGCUUCAGCACGACAAAGAGAGACUGGAGUGGAAGAUCAACGAUUAUAAGAAGAACCGACGAGAGCCAUCAGAGCUGAUCAAGCAGCACAUGGACGUCUGUCAGCGACUGCAGUGGCAGAAAUCAUUCCUGGAGAAACACCCGGCAGCACUGACAGAAUAUGAAAAUGUGCUGCGGAAGUUUGUUCACGGUCUGUCAGAUUCAGUCAAAAUGUUUUCCAGCCAAGGCAACAGGGAUGCAGCAAAAGACGCCCUCGGCCGACUGAAGAUGGUGGAGAACGAGCUGGAGUCGGUCAGGAAAAAAUGGGCCAUCAGAGAGUGAAGAAACGCGCCGAGUGACGUGACCGUCUGCUGGAAAACUCUUCACACUUCUGAAAUCAUGAGAAUAGAAAUGAAUCGUGACAGAUAUAAAGGAGCUGCAGAGGGAAACACUACACACACACACACAUGCAAUUAAGCACCUUUUGCAUUGCUGCACUUCAUUACUCUGCGCUCCAGACCAUCAAAACAUUCCCCAAUUUGUCUUUUGUAAGGAGAGACGUCUGAAUGUUUCGAGUGAGAUCAAACUUGUCUCAUCUCAUGCAAAAAUAAACAUCAGUCAAACACUAAAGGGGAAAUCUCACAAAACCCAUCAACAACAUGAUCACAUUUAUUUAGCCCCCAAAAAGAACGAGAUUAGAAAUUUUAGUUAAAUAUUUUAGGACCAUUAAGAUGUUUUUGCAAUGAGAUUUUUUAAUGA
Sinocyclocheilus anshuiensis is the source of this 2570-nucleotide messenger RNA. Its product is annotated as coiled-coil and C2 domain-containing protein 1A-like. Gene Ontology annotation, molecular function: DNA-binding transcription repressor activity, RNA polymerase II-specific. Lineage: Eukaryota; Metazoa; Chordata; Actinopteri; Cypriniformes; Cyprinidae. The record is from RefSeq and is a predicted model, not a curated record. The transcript is spliced from 24 exons. The coding region runs from base 111 to 2153 and encodes 680 amino acids.